Polistes canadensis is the source of this 1551-nucleotide messenger RNA. RefSeq names its product probable RNA-binding protein CG14230. Gene Ontology annotation, molecular function: RNA binding. Bases 142 to 1275 code for a protein of 377 amino acids. The record is from RefSeq and is a predicted model, not a curated record. Lineage: Eukaryota; Metazoa; Arthropoda; Insecta; Hymenoptera; Vespidae. The transcript is spliced from 6 exons.
CAUAGAUGGCGCAGUAGUGUUACACGUGCUACAUGUGAAAAUAAAUACGUAUACCAUAACCUAUACGCUUAAAAAAAGUUAUUAGAAAUACAAUAAUUAACAAAUUAAUACAAAAUAAGAAAGCUUUGUCAAUUAUUAAAAAUGACUGUGCAUGAAGAAGCAGAAAAAAGACGUUUACUAUCCUUAAAAAAGAAAAAGAAAGAAUUUAAAGCUAAAGAAAAGCUUAUUAGCGAUGCUUUAAAAAAUGUGGAUAAAAGUCAAGCAAAUAGGAUCGUGUUCGAUGAUAACAUUGAAAAAGAUGUUACUAUUGAAAAAGGAAAAGAAAAGAGAAAACGUAAACCUUUAUUUGAUAAUGAAAACGAUGACGAUGACAAAGAAUUCAACUGGAAUGAUGAUAAAUUCAAAACAAAGAAAAAUUUAAACGCAAAGUAUUUAAAAUUACAAGCAAAUUAUGGUAAUGAUUCUCGUUUUACUUUGGACAAUCGUUUUAUCGAAGAAGAUGCAGAAGAUAAAGAAGGAGUCGAUGAAUGCGAUAUAGAAAAUGAGAAAGAAUGGCAGUUUAAUAUAUUGGAAGAUGUUUUGGGUGUACCAGUUGCGAAAAAGACUAAAAAUGAAGAACCAGUGAAGAAAUUUGGAAUGAUACGAUAUGACCCAACAGAAGACCAACACAAAAAAUAUGAACUUACCAAGGAAGAAAUUAAAUCUAGCGUAAAGACUAAAAAGAAAAAGAAAAAAGAAGAAAUUGCAGAAGAAACUAACAAAGAUGAACCAAUUAUUGUAUCAAAGGAUAUAUAUUAUUCGGUAUCGAAUUCCUUAAACAAGAGUUUAAAUCAACCAGGAGAAUUUAGUUUAUUGAAGACAUAUGGAAAGGAUAUUGACGAGACUGAGAAACAAAAAAAUGUUGGAGUUUAUGCCAAAGCUAAAGAGAUAUCCAAAAACAAAAAAUCGUUUCUUAAUUUCGACUCCACGAAUCCAUUUAAAUACGAUUCAUCGGAUAAUGAAAAUGAAGCUGAUACAAAAAUGAAUACUACAAAUUAUAAAGAAAAAAAAGGAUCGAUUAAUUUAUUUGGAAAAGAUAGCGAUAAUUUGUUCUUUUCGACGAAUGAUAAACGGUUCAAAGAUGCCUUAAAUUUUUUUAAGAAGGAAUCGGUACCAAAGAAGGAAUUUAAGAAUUUGAGACGCGAAUUAAAACAAAUUGUACGCGCCAAAGUUCGUAAGAAUGUGAGAAAAACUGAAAAAUGGGGAAGUAGAAAAAAAAUUAAAAAACUAUCGUGAACUGUAAUAUAUAGAAAAAGAAGUUUUAUUGCCUUGUCAAUAAUUUUAGCUCAUACAGACAAGUUAUUUUAAUUAUAUAAAUAGAUAAUUAUCAUACAAAAUUUAUUUGUAAUAAUACAAUCAUACAUUGCUAUGUUAUUAUUAUCCAUUUCGAUAUCAAAAAAAUUGUAGAAAAUAUUGUUAGUUUAUUAUCAAUGAUCAUUUAAUAUAAUAAUCAUUAAAUUUCAAUUAAUAUAAUAAUAUUUGAAAGAAAUAUACCAAUACUUUAAAUGAAAA